This is a messenger RNA of Telopea speciosissima, 381 nucleotides long. RefSeq names its product syntaxin-123-like. The transcript is spliced from 3 exons. Gene Ontology annotation, biological process: vesicle-mediated transport. The record is from RefSeq and is a predicted model, not a curated record. The coding region runs from base 1 to 381 and encodes 126 amino acids. Gene Ontology annotation, cellular component: membrane. Lineage: Eukaryota; Viridiplantae; Streptophyta; Magnoliopsida; Proteales; Proteaceae.
AUGAACGGUCUGUUCUCAAGCUCCUUCAAGAAGUACACAGACCUGAAGCGUCAGGCCUACCUGGACGACAUGGAAUCAGGUGGAGAAGCUGGAAAGGAAAGCGUGAACCUUGACAGGUUCUUCGAAGAUCUUGGUUGUGGCCCUGACUCCUCUGCAGAUCGUACUCGAACAUUUGUCGUUGCUGGGUUGGGGAAAAAACUCAAAGACAUGAUGGACGAUUUUCAAGGGCUGAGAGCAAAGAUGAAUAUCGAGUAUAAGGAGACCGUAGAGCGCAGGUAUUUCACCAUUACAGGUCAGAAAGCUGAUGAAGAGACAAUUGAGAACCUGAUUUCAAGUGGGGAAAGCGAGAAUUUCUUACAGAAGGCGAUGGCUUUUACUUGA